Molecule: messenger RNA, 2834 nt
Organism: Danaus plexippus (monarch butterfly)
Lineage: Eukaryota; Metazoa; Arthropoda; Insecta; Lepidoptera; Nymphalidae
Product: F-box only protein 32
Exons: 9
Coding region: 96-1157 (353 amino acids)
Biological process (GO): protein ubiquitination
Cellular component (GO): nucleus; SCF ubiquitin ligase complex; cytoplasm
Molecular function (GO): protein binding
Source: RefSeq, a predicted model, not a curated record
UAUUCUUCGCAAACGCCAAUUCCCGUCUCGCGUCGUAUGCAAUCGGUCGUACAGCUGUUCCUUUGUGGUGUCGUAAGUUGUGAUUUGUGAUUACAAUGCCUUUUAUAUCAAAGGACUGGCGUUCCCCCGGCGAGGUGUGGGUUAAGACUCAGGAAGGCUGGGAAAAGAAGAAAGUCCUCGAGUGCACGGCCCAGAGAUAUGCAGCUAUCUCUAACUAUAGUAACAAAGAUAAUCAGCAAAAUUGGAACAGUGAAGAUGGAGAGAAUAAAACUGAUGAGGUGGCCCGUGUUCCACCGCACUGUCACAUAACGAUAAAAUGUACUAGAGAGAUCGCUGGUUUCAACGGUCUGUCAGAGGCUGUGCGUAGAUUAGACUUCUCGUCGGCCGUGCGUGACGUCAGGCGAUUCAACUAUAUCUGCGCACUCCUGGAACUGCUGCUGGGUGGCCAGAAGUUGACCAAUUUGCCAGGAGCAGCCCAGAAAUUGUUACUGUCGAUGCUAGAACAGCUCGCUGUCCAAGUGGCGCGGUCGAAGCAGAACCUUAACGCGCUGCGAGCGCUCCUGACGGCGCUGGCAGCGCUAAGGGAGGCUGAGCGGAGAGCUUGUUGGGGCAGACCGCUGGGUUCCCGCGCGCUGUGGGGUCACCACAGACACGCCAUCGACCGUAUCUACCACAUCGCUGACGGCAUUGCCAUACAAGAGCCGGGACCAGAAGUAGUUCCUAAGCUUCACGAUUUGCCGGAGGAGUGCAUCCGGGAGAUAUUGUUGAGAAUAUCUGAUCACAGGGACUUAGAGGCUGCAUCAUCAGCGUGGCCAGUGAUGGCCUCGCUCUGUUCCGAACAGCAGUUAUGGCGGGAGCUCGUCAACUUCCACUUCACCCAACAACAGAUCGACUCGCUCAAUAAGGACGAAAAGAAUAUCGACUGGAACAAAGUCUUUCAUCAGCUCCGAAAGUUGUAUGGACUGAGAGAAGACGCCCAGUACGCAGAGACAUUGUCUCUAUGCAGACACUGCAAGUGUCUGUUUUGGCGGUCCUUGGGACAUCCUUGUAUUGCCGACCAGUGCCCUGAAUACCGCGAACGUGUCCGCGAGGCCGGCGGACCUCUCCCCCCACACCCGGUGCCUCCAGCGGCAUUCCUCAAGUUUUUCUCUCUAUAAUUAAAUUUAAAAAAAAAUCAUCUUAAUCCUGAACGGUCAGAUCAGGACAUUUCUGAACGCAACGCUGACUGACGCAACCGUUAUAAAUUGUUUGAGAAAUGACAAUUUUAUUUUUCAAAACUUCUUAUCUUAAGUUUUUGAUAAAAUUAUAAGUACAGUUCACAUAAUGUUGAUGCUAUUUAUAACUUCUGCUGCCAUUUUCGGUAGAUGACAUACAUUAAUCAGUUUUCUGAUUUUGUAUUCUUUCUACUUAACAUUUCUAACUUAGCAGCUUAUUUUAGCUUUAAUUGUUUAAGUGGAAACUUUUUUAGAAGAAGAAAUCAUAUAUGAAUAGUUGAUCUCAUUUAAAAACCUAAAAAAAAGGAUAAAAAAUAAUAAAAUAGAGUAACCGAACUCCAUUUUAAAAAAUAUUUUUACAAACUGCUUAAUAUGAAUUUAGUCAAAAGUACCGCAUCAGUAUUUUAAAAUUAUGGAAAAUCUACAUAAUAGUGUUGGUAACUAAUAUAAAUGUUCAUUGUCAUCUUUGUUAAUGUUUUAACUGCAAAAUGCCCUCCUUUAUAUUUAACUUGAAGGACGGUCACUUAAACAACACCCAUAUCACAAGCAAGUUUAAAAAAAAAACAAUAUUUUUCAAAAUUAUAUGAAUUAGCAUAAAAUACAAAUUGUAUAUAAAAUACAUUCAAAUUGGAUAUAUGUUGUUAUAAUGUAUUAAAAUCUAACAAAGUGUAUAUAUCCCAUUAUUUAAGAAAAAGUAUGUUACUCUUCUUGUUACAACUGUGCUUUUUUAUUUAUUUCUUGUAGCGGCUUGUAUCUGCUGUCACUAUUAUGCUAGAUUAAGGAGUACUGACAAUGUUUGACCUAUUUUAUCGUAUUAAUAAUAUAUUAAUUACAAUUUUAUUUUCGGUCGGGAAAUGGGCAAUAUAUAUGAUUGAUUUUGAUUAAGACUUAUAAAUUAUAUGUGUGAAAAAAAUUAUUGUCCUUAUUAGCCACUUAGUUAUUAAAUGGUACUAAGUUAUGUCGAACUAAAACAUCUUUCGUCCACUAUACUAUUGCUUCACUCGAGUCUGGAAUGUUCUAUGAAGAACAUAUAUUUCUAUACUGUCGUAAAAUACAAUAUAAUAUUUUUGUAUAAUGUAAAACGUAAGCUGCCUGUUCAAAUCGGCCCUAAACCUAAGAUAAGCCACAUCUAGUGUAAGUUAUUAGUAUACAUACAUUGUUAUUGACUUCCAAAUUUAUUCGAGUAGAUGUUAUGUGAUACUUAAUUGUAACGUUAAUGUUACUACUUUGCACUCCUGAUAUGUUAUCGAAAACUGAACCUAUCUGCUGCUAUUUUAGCUUUUAAGAAUUAUUAAAACUCAAAUUGAAAUUAAAAAACAAAGGAUAUAGAUAACAAUGUUUUGAGUUUUGAUUUCGAUAGAUUCAAUAAGUUAUUUUUUGUCUGUGGAAAUGACAUAUUAUAAUACUUGUGUUGUUUCUCUUAUAUUCAUAAAAAUGCUUAUUCUAACAUAAUUACUUUCUCUGAUGAGAGACUAUAGUGUCCUUAAAUGUGUGACUUAGUAACCGGUUUGUAGAUUGUAAGAUUUUUUUUUUAUUUAGUAAUUUUUAUUUAUUCUGUGAUGUGCUAAGGAUAUUUUCUUUGAAUUCAAUGAUUCUUCAAAAUAAAAUUAUUUUAGUGAA